Penicillium olsonii is the source of this 1530-nucleotide messenger RNA. The record is from the annotation of a GenBank genome assembly. Lineage: Eukaryota; Fungi; Ascomycota; Eurotiomycetes; Eurotiales; Aspergillaceae.
AUGCGUGUCUCUUUAUCUCUUCCUGUGGUAGCCCUGGGCCUCGUAGGCUCAGCGGUUGCUUAUCCCCAUGAGCCGAACCCAAUAUUCCGUCGCGACCCAGAGAAUCAGGCGAAGGCCGAUGCCGUCAAGGAAGCGUUCCAGCACGCGUGGGAUGGAUACAUCGAAUAUGCGUUCCCGCAUGAUGAGCUGCACCCAAUGAGCAAUGGAUAUGGUGAUUCGAGGAAUGGAUGGGGUGCGUCUGCUGUUGACGCGCUUUCGACUGCUAUCAUCAUGGGCAACAAGGAUGCCGUCCAGACAAUUUUGGAUCAUGUCGAUACAAUUGACUUCACAAAGACAAAAGACGAAGUCAGUCUGUUUGAAACUACAAUUCGAUACUUGGCUGGCAUGUUAUCAGGAUAUGACUUGCUCAAGGGCCCUGCCGUCAACCUUGGCGUCAAAUCAAGUCAAGUUGAUAACUUGCUUACCCAGUCGAAGAAUCUUGCGGAUGUCUUGAAAUUCGCUUUUGAUACGCCAUCUGGUGUUCCUUAUAACAACCUUAACAUUGCUGCCAAGGGAAAUGAUGGUGCGAGGACGAAUGGCCUGGCAGUGACCGGAACUCUAGCGCUGGAAUGGACGCGCUUGUCCGACUUGACGGGUGACGACGAGUAUGCCGAACUCAGUCAGAAGGCCGAGUCCUAUCUUUUGAAUCCCCAACCGUCAAGUGCAGAGCCAUUCCCCGGGUUGGUGGGAAGUAACAUCAAUAUCUCCAACGGACAUUUCACCGAUGCUACUGUAUCCUGGAACGGUGGCGAUGACUCAUUCUACGAGUACCUGAUCAAGAUGUACGUCUACGAUCCCAAGCGGUUCGAAAAGUACAAAGAUCGUUGGGUGCUCGCGGCCGAGUCAUCCAUCAAACACCUGGCAUCACACCCAACAUCACGCCCUGAAUUGACCUUCCUCGCGUCAUACUCCAAUGGUAACUAUGAUCUCAACUCCCAACACUUGACUUGCUUCGAUGGCGGCAGCUUCCUCUUGGGUGGCACAGUACUUGAUCGCCAAGACUUUAUCGACUUUGGGUUGAAGCUCGUCCACGGCUGCGAAGCGACCUACAACCAGACAUUGACCGGGAUUGGACCCGACUCCUGGGGUUGGGACCCCAAGAGGGUGCCAAGCGACCAGAAGAAGUUCUACGAGAAAGCCGGGUUCUACAUCAAUAGUGGAUCAUAUGACUUGCGCCCAGAAGUUCUGGAGAGUUUCUACUAUGCUUACCGUAUCACUGGCAAUGAGAUCUACCGGGACUGGGUGUGGAACGGGUUCAAGGCCAUCAAUGCCACAUGUCGUACUGGCUCAGGUUUCGAUGCUAUGAGUGAUGUGAACAAAGUUGGCGGCGGCUCCCACUACGACAACCAAGAAAGCUUCCUUUUCGCCGAGGUCAUGAAAUAUGCCUACCUUGUACACGCAGACGAUGCCCCAUGGCAAGUUCAAAAGGGUGAUAAGAAUGCGUUUGUGUUCAACACUGAGGCUCAUCCUAUCAGAGUGUCUCACUCCUAG